UUACCUUGUCUUCCACCACCAUCAGUUUCUUCGAUUUGUUGAUCUGCUUCUUCGCAGGCAUGGAGGGUUUGAUGCUAGAGAGAUAGAGUAGAGAGAGGAACGGCGGAGAAGCGUUGAAUGAGUAGUGAGGAUUGUAGAGGGAGAGAGUGGGUGAUUGAAUUUUGAGGUGUGGGGGGUUGUGAGAGAGGAGAUGAUGAAGGGAGGGUGUUGAAAGAGGUGAGCUGCUUUGUUCUUUAUUGGGUUUGUUCGAUUUGGGUCCGAUUUGAUAUGGGUGGGUGUUUUCCUUGUUUUGGAUCAUCCAACAAGGAGGGUAAUGGAGUGAAGAAAGAAGUGGCCAAGAAGGAUUCAGUUAAGGACGGCUCAUCUGCUCAGUCUCAUCAUGUGACCAGAGUUAGUUCAGACAAAUCAAAAUCUCGGAGCGGUUCUGAUUCUAAGAAGGAACCUGCAGUUCCAAAAGAUGGACCAACAGCACAUAUUGCCGCACAAACAUUUACGUUUCGGGAGCUUGCUGCUGCCACAAAGAACUUCAGGCCAGAGUCUCUGCUGGGUGAAGGAGGGUUUGGGCGUGUUUACAAAGGUCGCUUAGAGAGCACUGGACAAGUAGUUGCUGUGAAACAACUUGACCGAAAUGGCCUUCAAGGAAAUAGAGAAUUCUUGGUGGAGGUUCUCAUGCUUAGCCUCUUACAUCACCCAAACCUUGUUAACUUGAUUGGUUAUUGCGCUGAUGGGGACCAACGUCUGCUUGUCUAUGAGUUUAUGCCAUUGGGAUCAUUGGAGGAUCAUUUACAUGAUCUUCCACCAGACAAGGAGCCUCUGGACUGGAACACAAGGAUGAAGAUUGCUGCUGGUGCAGCUAAAGGGUUGGAGUAUUUGCAUGAUAAAGCAAGCCCUCCUGUCAUAUACAGGGAUUUAAAAUCCUCCAACAUCCUUCUUGAUGAGGGAUAUCAUCCUAAAUUAUCAGAUUUUGGGCUUGCAAAGCUGGGACCUGUUGGUGAUAAAACUCAUGUCUCCACAAGGGUGAUGGGGACGUAUGGUUAUUGCGCUCCUGAAUAUGCUAUGACUGGCCAACUUACUCUGAAGUCUGAUGUUUAUAGUUUUGGUGUCGUUUUCCUUGAACUUAUCACAGGGCGUAAAGCUAUUGAUAACAAUCGGGCUGCUGGUGAGCAUAACCUUGUUGCAUGGGCACGACCACUUUUCAAGGACCGUAGGAAGUUCCCUAAGAUGGCUGAUCCACUACUGCAAGGCCGUUAUCCAAUGCGAGGACUUUACCAAGCUCUAGCAGUUGCAGCCAUGUGUUUGCAAGAACAAGCAGCUACAAGACCUCUAAUAGGGGAUGUUGUGACUGCGCUCACAUAUUUAGCCUCCCAAACUUAUGACCCAAAUGCAGCUUCUGCUCAGAGUAAUAGAGUUGGUACCUCUACUCCUAGGAGCAAGGAUGACAGGAGGAGCCUACCAGAUGGAUUGGAUAGCCCAGAUAAUCCUGGACGUGGUGGCCGACUUGGCUCCCCUUCCACUCAUAAGAAUUCACCUGAUUUCAGGAGGAGAGAUCCUCUAAGGGAUUUGAGCACUGCCACAGACUUAGGCAGGAGUGAAGCUGGUGGUGGGUCUGGGAGGAAAUGGGGCUUGGAUGAAUUAGAGCGACAGGAAUCUCAGAGAGACAUCCCCAUAAGUGCUGGACGAGCUAGGGACACUGAGAGAGACAUCCCCAUAAGUUCUGGGCGAGCAAGGGAAACUCCAAGAAAUCGGGAUUUAGAUAGAGAACGUGCAGUUGCAGAGGCAAAAGUGUGGGGAGAGAAUUGGAGAGAGAAAAAGCGAGCAAAUGUGGUUGGUAGCUUUGACGGAACAAAUGGGUAAUUGGGGUGAAAACCAAUUCAUGUUGCUGUCUGGUCUUGUAGAGAAGAAUUGUUCUAUGGUUCAGAGGAUCAUGAUACAGGAGCAGAAGAAAAUUUGCAGAUAUAUAUAUCAUCUUUUUACUGUCUUGGUUUCCAUUUUCACCCGGAGAAUAAGGGUUCUUGUAUCCAACUUUGACUGUUGUUGCUUGUCUUAUAUAAUUAUCAGUACCCCCUCAGAGGUAUGAAAUGGAAUGCAUCUUCCAUUCCAGUUAUGUGAUGAAGGAAGAAGAGAGGCAGGCAGUCAAAGAAGGGAUAGGGAAAAUGGGAGCAGCAUUGUAAUUUUGGGCAUUCACUGGUGACCUCUGCAUUAUCUGCAACAUGUUAAUCUAUGUAUUUAGGGUUUUUCUGAAGUUGAUGAUUCAGAAGAGGUGGUGGGACGAUGUCUAAUUUUUGCCCCUUUUGUACUUGUCCUUAUAUCUCGGGGGGAAACUUUAGUGGCUUUUGGUUUGGGUGUCUCAUUAUUCCCUGUUACAUUCCCAUCGUGUAUGGAUUUCUGAGUCCAGUCCAUCUGUGUUUUCGGCUUAUACAAAAAAAAGGUUUGAUCAUCAUCAUCAUAUUAUUAUUCUUAUUUUUAUUAUUA
Molecule: messenger RNA, 2472 nt
Organism: Vitis riparia (riverbank grape)
Lineage: Eukaryota; Viridiplantae; Streptophyta; Magnoliopsida; Vitales; Vitaceae
Product: serine/threonine-protein kinase PBL27
Exons: 5
Coding region: 268-1854 (528 amino acids)
Biological process (GO): protein phosphorylation
Molecular function (GO): ATP binding; protein kinase activity
Source: RefSeq, a predicted model, not a curated record